Closterium sp. Naga37s-1 is the source of this 1260-nucleotide messenger RNA. The record is from the annotation of a GenBank genome assembly. NCBI's taxonomy places the organism in Eukaryota, Viridiplantae, Streptophyta, Zygnematophyceae, Desmidiales, Closteriaceae.
AUGGUCGACGGUCGGGAUCAUCCUGGGGCUACGAAUAAUAGAGAUAAGGGCGAGGCGUCUGUUGACGUGUUCCAGGUCCACGUGUACGCGUCCCAUUCGUCUACGCUCGUCGCGCUCCGCUCGCACAUCGCCGCGCUGGACGAGCAAUCGGCGCCGCCCAUCGCGGCGGAAUUCCUGGAAGAACUGCGACGCGUGAAGAAGCAUCUGAACCGCGACUCGUCAUCCUCCCCAUCCUCCCCUUCCUCCUCUUCCUCCUCUUCCCCUACCUCCUCUCCUUCCUCCUCUUCCCCAUCUCCCUCCUCCUCCUCCCUCUCGUCCUCUGACGAUCAGACCGCCGCACCUUCCCUUCCUCCUCCCCUCGCUGCGCUCCUCCCCAAGGCCCUCUCCGCUAAAAGCUCAUCCGUUAAAGGCACAUUCGCGCAAGCCUUCAACGCCGUGGGUUACGUGCGCAACGCCCUCAUUUCCUCGCACCUUCCUUUCGAGCCCGGGCGAGCUGACUCGAGGAAGAAUUCGUUUACGACGCGAUUUGCUACAGUCACAUUCACUAAGGAGGAAACGGCCGCCCUUCUGGCCGCAGCGGAGUCGCACGGGUGCUCCCUGUUCUCCCUGGAGUGCGCAGCAGGGCUCAAAGCUGCCGCCCGGAUGAAGCAGCUGGGCGGCAGAACUGAAGUGUUCAGCCUGGGAAGUGCCAUUGGUUGCCGCACCAUUCUCGACCCGCCCCUUCCUCAGACCGCCUUGGGCGAGUACAUGUCCAUGCUGCCUCUCAAGCAGGAGGUUUCCGAGAAGCUGCCCUUCUGGGACGUUGCCACGUCAAUCAGCGCCCAUGCUGAGUCAGCACUGCAGCGGCAGCAGCAGUUCACAGACAUGCCGGUUCUCGAGCUGCUCUUUUCCACGGCCAUGAAGAUGCCGAGCCUCUCCCCAGACCACUCCCUCCGAACCUGCUUCAUCACAGCCGGCAUGCUCGCACCCCUCAAGGUCAACUGGCAGCUAUCCAAACCAGAUACCGAAGCUGUUGUGGAGGCUCGGGCCAAGGCAACUCAUUUGACAGGCAUGGGAUCAGAGCCGGUACAACUGGAGCAAGUGCUUGGGCCUGUCGUGUCUGCCCAUGGGGUCGGCCCUGCCAUUGCCAUUCCGGAUACUCUCUCGGACGGCAUUCUCCGGCUGAGCUUCGUGUUCGUCACACCUCUCUUCACUCGCGAGCGCAUGACGACAUUCGCGACACUCACACGUGGUUUCAUGCUAGAAGCUGCCCGCUUGUGA